UUCAUUCAUUCGGAGGAUUACAGAGAAUGAGGACUACGUAAUCACAGGCAAAAUUCUUAUUUUAUGUGCUGCUCUCUUCUCAACGGCGCCACUUCAAUCACAAGCAAAAUUCUCAACGGCGCCACUUCAAUCACGAACAGAGGAAAGCUAAGAGACAUGAAUUAGUUUGAGAAUACAAGGCAGAAGAUACCCAAUUUGUGGAAUUGGAAGCAACAGUGAACACAAAGCAAAAAAAUUGACUUUGCAAUUUCAAAGUGGAGACAAAGUUUGGGUUUUUUCUAUAUUCUUGAAGAGUUUGCAGAUGGCAUCAAGUGAUAAAAAUGAGCGACAUCGGAGUAAUAGUUUGCCUGGGAAGAGUACUAUUAAGAGUAAGCGUGGGAAGAAUACUACCAAGAGUCAAGGAAAAUCAACCGUCUCUACAUCGAGGGCAUCUCAUUCUUCUAUUCCACCAUUGCAUCCUCCUUCACAUGGCCCGUCAUCAAAGAGUAAAGAGAAAUCAACUGUAUCUACACCGAGUCCAUCACUUUCUUCCAUUCCACCAGUGCAUCCUCCUUCACAUGGCCCGUCAUCAAAGAGUAAAGAGAAAUCAACUAUAUCUACACCGAGUCCAUCACUUUCUUCCAUUCCACCAAAGGCAUCCUCCUUCACAGGGGACGUCAUCAUUUUCACAUUCUUUUUAUGGUACUCUGCCUCCCCUAGGCUAUAGCUUGAUCCCUCCCCCGGGAUAUAGUCCAAUGCCUCCACAAGGCUAUUCCGGGAUUUCACCUACUGCACCUUUCUACAAUAUGCCUCCCCCAGGCUGUUCCUCGAUGCCUCCCUCUUAUAUAACUCCACCUGGAAUGCAUUCCGCUUACCUCGCUGCCAUGGAACGAUGUCCAUCUCCAGAGACUCCUUCGUCAGAGGCCACUCGAUCAGCCAGUCCACGCCUUUCUAGGCUAAAUGUUGGAUCGAGAAAUUCUGAGGCAUCUCCUAGCCGUUCUUCUACUCCGUCUUCAGUUGAUGGUCCAAAUCUUCCAUCACCUGGAAAGUUAGAUCAUCUACGGAGGGUGCGCAUCAUCGCUGAUGGAGAAGGUUUUAUCCUUCUAGGCCACCGCAAAUGCAAUCUCAACAAAGAAUACAAAAACUUUAUAGUGGUGCCUUCGCGACGUGGGGUGAAGUGCCGUGUCAUACGCAAAGCAGCGAUCCUUAAUGAGUUUAUGGUAUGUAUUUGGUAGAGUUGAUAAAGAAAAAUCACAAAGAAAAGGGAAAUCUUUCAUGUUUAAAAAGUGUGACCGAGUUUUCCAAACUAGACACUACUUCUAUGUAAACAGAUUGCUUAUUAGAAAAUCUGAACCCAGCAAGUUGCUGAUGAACUUAGCAACAAGUAUUAACAGUUUGCUGUAGAUUCUAAUG
Molecule: messenger RNA, 1392 nt
Organism: Lycium ferocissimum
Lineage: Eukaryota; Viridiplantae; Streptophyta; Magnoliopsida; Solanales; Solanaceae
Exons: 3
Coding region: 321-1214 (297 amino acids)
Source: RefSeq, a predicted model, not a curated record